Papilio xuthus (Asian swallowtail) is the source of this 2224-nucleotide messenger RNA. Its product is annotated as serine/arginine-rich splicing factor 4. Gene Ontology annotation, molecular function: 5'-3' exonuclease activity; 3'-5' exonuclease activity. NCBI's taxonomy places the organism in Eukaryota, Metazoa, Arthropoda, Insecta, Lepidoptera, Papilionidae. The transcript is spliced from 2 exons. The coding region runs from base 181 to 2094 and encodes 637 amino acids. The record is from RefSeq and is a predicted model, not a curated record.
CUACAUUUUAAAAGUCAACUCUAGCUUUAUCAAUCUUUUUUAUUGUCUAUGUUACGUGUGAAGCGAAUGUGUUCGCUGCCAUUUUCUAUUAAAUUUCCUUAAGAAAAGUAUUUUCCAAACAAAAAAGGUGUGUGCCUACCUACAGACUGCCGCAGGUUAUGCGAAGAGGCUGGUAUAAGUAUGUCCUCGUACGGCGCUCCCGGGGCCUGGGACGGCGGGCCGCCCGGUGCAGAGGCGGACUAUGCCACGCAGCACGCCCCGCCGCUCGCCCCGCCCAUGCCCACUACGGACCCUUGGACCGGCGUCAGCUACAGCUCCUACGGCCAGCCCCACUUCGAUUACCAGCAUUAUGCUCCCACGGGUUAUGGUUACAAUUACGAUUCGAGUUAUUAUUCUCGGUCUGACGGCUAUUAUAAAUACCCAGAUGCAAGGGAUGCUUAUUCUGCGGCACCGAGCGGCUACGAUUAUACUAGGGUUCGAGCGCGGUCCCGUUCUCCGUCCGACACCGCGGCCUGCGACCGGCGGCAGGCGUCUUAUAAGUCUAAGUCUAGAAGUGUGUCUCCAUAUAAGAGAAAAGAAAGAUCUUAUUCAAGAAAACGGGAAAGUAGUUACGAUGAUAGUAGUAGAAAAAGACACUCUAAAAGUAGAUCUAAGUCAAGGCAUGCUAAGUAUUCUUCUAGUGACCAUUCUAGUUCACGAUCUAGGUCAUACUCUCGGUCACCAUUGAAGAAAAAUACAAGGAAAAGAAGUCCUUCAUCAGAGUCAUCACAUUCUGAAAAGUAUGUAAGAAGAUCUCGUAGAGACAGUGACCAUUCCUUGACACCUCCCAUAAAGAAGAGUAAGACACAUUCUCGCAAUCGUUCAUGUACUCCUAGUGGUAAGCGAAGUGCUCGUAAAAAGUCAGCCAGUGUUGAACGAGAAAAAAUGAGGCGCAAAGAGAGAUCUUAUUCUAGUAAAGAAAAGAGAAAAAGUAAAAUGUUAUCGACUAGGAAACAAAAGGAACCAUCUGAAACUCCAUCAAAAGCUUAUAAAAAAUCUGAUAGCUCACCUGCAACACCAACAUCAUCAAAACAUCAUAAAAGAUCUGACCAUUCACUCACACCACCGAGGAAAUAUAAAAACAAGGGCAGAAGAUCUCCACCACCACAGAGAAAACCAAGAGAUAGUUCUGUUACACCUCCAAAAUGUUACGCCAGGAGUCAAUCUUCUUCCAGCUCUGAUUCUAACUCAUCAAAGAAGCGAUCUAAACGUAAUCAAUCAGGCACUCCAAAAUCUAAUCAUUCCAGAUCUAGAUCAGUAUCCAGCCAUUCAUCAGCAUCCUCAAGGCAUUCAAGAUCAAAGUCUAAUCAUCGUAGUAGACGUGAGUCAGCUAAACGCAAAUCUCGCUCAAAGGGAAAUUUAAAACGUCGCUCUGAAAGCAAAAGCAGAUCUCAGUCUCGACGACGAUCAUUAUCCAGAGGAAAAGGAAGGAACUCUACAUCAAAGUCCAAAUCGAAGUCUAGAUCUCGUAGUCGCAGUGGAACUCAAAGUGAUGACGAACGUCGCGGACAAUUUACCGUCGCGGACAGGAAACGUUACUGGAAAAUGCACAGAAGCCGACAGGAAGAGAAGGAAAGAGCUAAGAGUCCACAGAAGGAGGUGAAACCACCUCCAGGUGCCGUGGAGUCUACAACAGUGGAUGACAUUGAGUAUGGUGAUCCACCGGAAAUAGAAGGCCCCAACUUUGCUGAAUUGCUCCCCGCACCCGAUCAAGUUGUACAAAGUUCUCCUUCAACAUCCAAAUCUAAACCUAUGGCUUUACCUAUUAAAAAUGAUGGUAGCUUCUUAGAAAUGUUUAAGAAAAUGCAAGAGGUCGCUAAGCCAACUGAUGAGCCAGACAAAAAGCCAAUUAAGAAACCAGUUUUGCCAUUUAUAGGAAAAAGACGAGGGGGCAGAGUUCUUAAAACUGGCUUGGUAAAGAAAGCAAAAGCUAUUGAUGAACAAACCGUUGACAACACUCCGAAAGAUGCUUGGUCACUUUAUAUGCAGGAAGUUAAAAAAUACAGAGAGACUUCUUGUGAGGAGGAAAGGAAGACUAGGCCUCUCGUUAAAUAAAAAAAUAUUAUUUUUGUAUCAAACUCUGCUUAUGUUUAAUUUAACAAUCUCGUUUUCUAUUAUAUGUUUAUCAUCAUUGUCUAUUUAGUCUCUGUGAACCAGCUAAUAAAGAACAAAAAGAAUGAAUUUA